AUGGAUCCUCAUACUCCAAUUGUGCUUGACCAGGGUACUGGUUUCUUGAAAAUUGGGCGUGCCGGUGAGAACUUCCCGGAUUUCACGUUCCCAUCUAUUGUGGGUAGACCAAUUUUGAGAGCUGAAGAAAGGGGUCAUGUGUCUACUCCUUUGAAGGACAUCAUGAUUGGUGAUGAAGCUAGUGCGGUGCGUUCGUACUUGCAAAUUUCGUAUCCUAUGGAGAACGGUAUUAUUAGAAACUGGGCCGAUAUGGAGCUUCUCUGGGAUUAUGCAUUUUUUGAUCAGAUGAAGUUGCCAACGACAUCUGGUGGGAAAGUUUUGCUUACGGAACCUCCAAUGAAUCCAAUUAAGAACAGAGAGCAAAUGUGCGAGGUCAUGUUUGAGAAAUAUGACUUUGGUGGUACAUAUGUGGCUAUUCAAGCUGUUCUUGCGUUGUACGCCCAAGGUUUAUCUUCUGGUGUUGUUGUUGACUCUGGUGAUGGUGUCACGCAUAUUGUACCUGUUUAUGAGUCAGUUGUUUUGAAUCAUUUGACUAGAAGAUUGGAUGUCGCCGGUAGGGACGUUACCAGACACUUAAUUGAUCUUUUAUCACGUCGUGGUUACGCAUUCAACAGAACAGCCGAUUUCGAGACUGUUCGUCAAAUGAAGGAAAAGCUAUGUUACGUAUCAUAUGAUUUAGAUUUGGAUACUAAGCUUGCAAGGGAGACCACCACUUUAGUAGAAUCUUACGAAUUGCCUGAUGGAAGAGUUAUCAAGGUAGGUCCUGAAAGAUUCGAAGCUCCAGAGUGUUUAUUCCAACCAAGUUUGGUGGAUGUUGAACAACCGGGUGUUGGUGAACUACUUUUCAAUACUAUACAAUCUGCAGAUGUGGAUAUCAGAACAUCUCUUUAUAAAGCCAUUGUGCUCUCUGGUGGUUCUUCUAUGUACCCAGGUCUACCUUCAAGGCUUGAAAAAGAACUAAAACAACUAUGGUUUACGCGGGUCCUACGCAAUGAUCCUACUCGUUUAGAUAAAUUCAAAGUCAGAAUUGAGGAUCCUCCAAGAAGAAAGCAUAUGGUCUUCAUUGGUGGUGCUGUUUUAGCAAACAUUAUGGCCGACAAAGAUCAUAUGUGGUUAUCAAAACAAGAAUGGCAUGAAAUCGGUCCUGCUGCAAUGUCAAAGUUCGGACCAAGAUAA
Messenger RNA from Kluyveromyces marxianus DMKU3-1042, 1176 nucleotides. It is a transcript of the gene ARP2, whose product is annotated as actin-related protein 2. The record is from RefSeq and is a predicted model, not a curated record. The coding region runs from base 1 to 1176 and encodes 391 amino acids. Lineage: Eukaryota; Fungi; Ascomycota; Saccharomycetes; Saccharomycetales; Saccharomycetaceae. Gene Ontology annotation, molecular function: actin filament binding. Gene Ontology annotation, biological process: Arp2/3 complex-mediated actin nucleation. Gene Ontology annotation, cellular component: Arp2/3 protein complex; actin cortical patch. The transcript has a single exon.